Molecule: messenger RNA, 983 nt
Organism: Eurytemora carolleeae
Lineage: Eukaryota; Metazoa; Arthropoda; Copepoda; Calanoida; Temoridae
Product: zinc transporter ZIP13 homolog
Exons: 4
Coding region: 201-968 (255 amino acids)
Biological process (GO): zinc ion transmembrane transport; intracellular zinc ion homeostasis
Cellular component (GO): membrane
Molecular function (GO): zinc ion transmembrane transporter activity
Source: RefSeq, a predicted model, not a curated record
ACUACAGAUUCAGGUGAUAUCUUUCUCCGAGCGUGAGUUUAGUCAAGUUAAAGCGGAGCUGGGAGCUGACAAACCUUGUAUCUCAGCUGUGCUCUCAACUAUAUCCCAGAGAUAGAGAGUUAACUCUGCUCUGGUUCACUACUCACUAGUUUCAUACAGUUAUAUACAAACAUUCUAAGAGGGAAAAUGUGUGAUUAAAAAUGGCUCAUAUCCAGCAGAUUAUAGAGGAGAUUGAAUCCACCACACCAACAGCAUUAACAUGGACAGCAGCUCUACUAGGAUCCAUUGCUGUUGGAUUAAGUGGUGUUGUUCCAAUUGUAUUAAUACCUCUUGAUAAUAAUCCUACACAGAGUCCACAUCAAACAGAUAAACAUCUCAAGCUAUUGCUCAGUUUUGCAGUCGGAGGACUUCUUGGUGAUGUUUUCCUUCAUUUGUUUCCUGAAGCUUAUGGAACCUUGGAGAACCGGGGAGAUGAUUCUCAUUCUAGUCGGCUCAAUCUAGGGAUGUGGAUUCUAGGUGGGAUUUUAGCAUUUUUGGUCCUUCAGAAGAUAUUCGAGUUCACAGAGGAGAGAGAAGGAAAGAAGUUGCCUGAACCAAGGAAGAAGAUUCUAGGAUAUCUAAACCUUCUCGCAAACUGUAUUGAUAACUUUCUUCAUGGUUUAACAGUGGCCAGUAGUUUCCUGACCUCGAUCAAGCUGGGAAUGAUCACAACCUUUGCGAUCCUGAUCCACGAGAUCCCACACGAGAUCGGAGAUUUCGCAAUACUUCUGCGAAGUGGGUUCACCAGAUGGGAAGCUGGUAAAGCUCAGCUAUGGACAGCUAGUGUCGGAGUACUCGGAGCCCUGGCAGCUCUCUCCCUCGACUCCGUCCAGUCUCUGGAGGCGAGGACAGCAUGGAUCCUUCCCUUCUCCGCAGGAGGUUUUCUCAAUAUAGGUAGAUCCUCAUUUAAUACCAUUAUUCUAAUAUGAUGUGUGAUGAGUGUU